Messenger RNA from Trichobilharzia szidati, 2597 nucleotides. The record is from the annotation of a GenBank genome assembly. NCBI's taxonomy places the organism in Eukaryota, Metazoa, Platyhelminthes, Trematoda, Strigeidida, Schistosomatidae.
AGGGAAUUUCUGAUUGGUAUUUUUGUGAAAAAGAUAAACAGAUAAAUAAUAAUGCUAGAGUCAGUUUCACGCGAAAUGGUAGACGUAGUAGAGUGGAACAGGUGGAACUGCACAUGCAUCAGUUCUAUUUUUAUUCUGUAAAUGAAGAAAUAUUACAUUGAAGUUAUAUGUAUUUUAUUACAACUGUUUGUGUUAAUUAAUAUAAUUCAAGUUACAAAAUCAUCAGCAUCCAAUGAACUCGAAUUACAAUCUACCAUAUCUGAUAACAAAACAUGUAACGCUUCAAUAGGGAGUUGUUAUUGCGAUGAAAUGUGUACAAUGAAAUCUGAUUGUUGUGAUGAUUACCAAAAUUUCAUCCAGCAGAAAGAGUUACAAAAUAUAUCAAGUAUGCCUCGACAUGACUGUAUUCAUACAGCUCGAACGUUUGCAGACGACAGAGAUCUGGAAAAGCAUGGUGGUUGGUUUAUGGCUGUUGCUCAAUGUCCAUCUGGUACUGGAAUAGAAUUGGUAAAACGUUGUACUAAAUCUAAAGAUUUAUUUAUUCAUUUCGACGAUUACACAGUGAAAGAUAAUUCAAACGGUAGUAAAAUUGCACGAAAAUUUAUUUCGCUUGAUUUAACUCAUCUAACAUUUCGUAUAAGGAAAGAAGAUAUUAGGCUGAUGGCGCCAGUUGUGUCUAAAGUUAACGGUCGCGUAUAUGCUAAUAUUUAUUGCGCUUACUGUCAUAAUGAACUAAAUUCAGUUGUCACAGGUGAUGAACUAAUGGGAUCUACUUUUCAGGAACGUCUUUACAUGUACAGUGUGUUUGUACACUGUCGAACAUAUCAAGAUACAGAUAGACUGUGUGUUGCUAAUUCACAACUACCACCGAGUUUGAGACGACCAUGCGAUAACAGAAAGUAUCUCAAACCUAAAAGUACACAAGAUGUGUUCAGUCUAAGUGAUUUCAAAUGGCAUCAGUUCAUGGUUAUACCACAGAAUUAUCUUGAAUUAAAAUCUGAUGAUGAAAUCCCAGUGGAGGAUAAUGAAACUUUGCGAAUCAUCGAGUCUUUCCUAGACAUAAUGCAGUUGUUGAUAUGUAUAUUCUCAGCACUAAGUCUUUGUGUGCUAAUUAUUGUCUAUUCAACAACACGUGAAUUACGACGUCGUAUUUCCAAUCAACUAGUUAUGGGAUUGGCAACGUCUAUGCUAGGAUUGUUAUCAGUCUAUUUAACACUGCCUCUGUUGAUUAAUCAAAAGAGCCAUUCAAGUCAGGGGAAUUGUCUUACAAUCGCAGUGCUGUUGCACUACUUUUUUAUUGGAACCUUCGCAUGGAUGUCAACGCUUGGUCUAAGUCUGAUGAAUACAUUUGGAGGAGUUCAAACGUGUCAUAUAUGCUUCAUCUAUCUGAAGCAAAGGCUAACACGAUCAGGAGGAAAUACAAAUUCCUUGAGUCAAAUGAAAGGUAUGAUGACUCGAACAGAUAUGCGAAAUCAAUCAAAGCCUAUUCAUCGGCGUACAUUAUUCUCGAUGUUAUUUGCAAUAGCUUUACCAUUGUGUUUUGUUGUGCCUGCACUGGCUUUGAACGAAUUCUAUCGCUUCAAUCCAUGUCAUAUAAAUAUAGACGAGGAUCAUUAUCUUUAUUCUACAAUUUUGGACAGCGGCAAACAAAAAGCAAACUGUACAGAUACGCUGAAGCAGAUGGAAUACUUCAGUCCAGGUUUCUGUUCAAUAGAAUCUCAUAAACGACCAUGGUUUACAAAACAUGGAGGUUUUAUUGUCUGGUUUUUGACACCCACUACUUUGAUGUUAGUAUUCAAUUCUAUUGUGCUACUUCUAGUUGGUAUGUAUAUUUGGCUGGUAAAUAAGAACAAAACUCUUAAAUCUCUCAGUGAAAAUAAACCCCUUGAAAAGGAUUCUAAGAUAAGUAAUACGCCUGAGAAAAGUAAUCGUAACAUGAUGAGAAUAUGCUUGCAUCUGUCAAUUACAUUAGGCACUGUAUGGAUAUUUCAGCUGUUAGCCAGUUUAUUCCCUCAACAACCGAUCUUGAGUCGUAUUGCUGGUUUGGUUAGCAGUGCACAAGGUGCAGCUUUAGGGUUUGUAUCACUAAUGAACACUAAAAGAGGAAAGUUGCUUUUCACCUGGACAAGUAUAUUCUCUACUGGACGUUCAGCAGUGAGAUCAAGUGGUGCUAAAAGUGGUUCAUCAUCUAGCCGAUCUAAUACAAAGCCUACAAAUUCAAGUGAUCUUGCAUCGUGAAAUUCAUAGUCUAUCUAGCAGUGGUUAUACAUAAUCACUAGUCCGUUUAUUUGAUAACAUAAAUCAGGUGAAAAGUAAGACUGUCUGUCAUCUAAUCACUUUAGUCUUAAGAUAUAUGUCGUACAUUUUCCUCCAUAAUAUUGUUUCCUGUCAUAUUAAUCACUUUAUUGUAUUAAGUAAUGACUCAUUCCAAUCAAAGCUCUGUUUUUUUCUCUUUUCUCGUACUCAUAUGUGUAUUUUUAUUCCUACAAAACUAUUCCUAAAAACUGUUAUUCUCUCUUUGCCGCUGUUGACUUCGUGAUACUAAAUGCCAUUAUAAUUUGUGAUCAAUUCAUGCAGUAGAAUUAUUCAUAUAGUGG